This is a messenger RNA of Aphanomyces invadans, 1089 nucleotides long. RefSeq lists its product as hypothetical. The coding region runs from base 1 to 1089 and encodes 362 amino acids. Gene Ontology annotation, molecular function: protein binding; RNA endonuclease activity. The record is from RefSeq and is a predicted model, not a curated record. Lineage: Eukaryota; Oomycota; Saprolegniomycetes; Saprolegniales; Verrucalvaceae. The transcript has 6 exons.
AUGGCCUUUGUCCUGCCCACUUCUGCUGAACUCAAGAGCUUGUCCGAUGCGUGCAACCGCCUCUGGGAACUCGACGAAAACCGCCUCAACCCGAACGAACACUACCAGAUCAACUUGCAACGUGGCAAGAGCCCGUACCAAACUGGCGACGUCGCCCCAGACAACCUCUUCACGUAUGUCAACGCGGAAGUGUUCAACAAGAAAACGUUCAAGUUGUUCACGGCAUUGCUCGACAACUACGAGCGCGGUACUGGUGUGGCAGAAACCGUGACCCGCGAAGAGCUCAAGGAGAACGAAGAGUUCAUUGACGCGAUCGCUGAAACCAAAGUGAUCAAAUACGCGCAUGCAUGGUUGGAAAAGAACGGCAAGUUCAAAGGCGACCUGCGUGCGUUCAAGCGCAAGAUGCACGACAUUUGGUUCGGUCUGUACCGCCGCGAAGUUGCCAAUGACAGUUCUGGGUUCGAACAUGUCUUCAUCGGAGAAGUCAAGGACGGCCAAGUGUCGGGGUUCCACAACUGGAUCCAAAUGUACUUGGAAGAGAAAGCGGGUCGUCUCGACUACUUGGGGUACAUCAAGCCCAAGCAACGUGGACGAUCGACGUUGGAGCCCGACGAGUACGAACAACUCGUGACCAUCCAAUUCGCGUGGGAAAAAGAAACCAAGCCUGUCUCGACCAGCUUGAUCGGCGUGAGCCCGGAAUUCGAAAUGGCCUUGUACACGCUGUGCUUUUUAAACGGCGAAGAAGCGAACGAAGUGCAAUUGGGGCCCUACCGCGCCAUUAUCAAGUGCUUCUCCAUCGGGCGUGGCGACCGCGCCAAGAUUGGAUCGUCGUUCCCUGAUGCGUGCCCCCUGACCGAAGAACAAGCAGCGACGAAAAUUCAAGCCCAAUUCCGAGGCUUGAAGGCACGUUCAAACACUCCUGUCCCAACCCCCAUCUCGACAGCGCGUCAGCCCCCUCGUCCGGCUGGCAACCCAUGGGGACAACCUGCUGCAGCUGCGCCCGCCCCGGCUGCUCCCACGUCCCGCCCUGCCGGCAACCCUUGGGGAACCAAGUCUCUCCAAGAGUCGUUGCCGGGAAAUGCCCCUUAG